Cladocopium goreaui is the source of this 183-nucleotide messenger RNA. Lineage: Eukaryota; Dinophyceae; Suessiales; Symbiodiniaceae. The record is from the annotation of a GenBank genome assembly.
GACGCGUGCUUUUUGGAGGACGUCGGUUCCUCUGAGGGUUUGUCCUUCUUCUACCCGUCCGAGGGCCCAGAGGGCCCAGAGGGCCCAGCCUUCACGGGCGCCCGAACGGCGCGACGUCGAAAGGCGGAAGUCGGGUCUCGCAGUUCUUCGAGCCAUGUGAAGGGGCGGCUUGGCCGAAUUCCA